AUGUACGUGGCUCUCUGGUACAAAUACGGGAAGCCGAUCCACGGACGAGCAUGGAAUAACAACGGCGGUGUGGAGUGUUCAUUUCCAUACAAGAAAGCAGAACUCACCACAAAACGUGAACUCGAAGGGCACAUUCAAAUUCUCACAUAUAAGGGCAACUACAAGACACUAGGAUACUGGUAUGAAUGGCUGCCACUGAAAUCCCGAUUCGACGACACUACAGAUCGUGAACUUGUAAAGUGUGGGCAGUCGACGCCUAUUCUGAUGACAUGCGCCGACAAGGAGAAACGUCUUGGAUAUCUCGACUUGAGCACAGAAGUCGCUAUGGUCGCCUACAAUAAAAAAGUGGAGCAAAUAGCUGGCGGAGCCACGCAAGAGUGCCUCGGAAUCUUCCGGAAUUACAAACCACCACCAAAUGUGAUCGUUGAAGACGAUCAAUGGGAAGAUACCAAAUGGGGAAACGAGUUCCCGAAAAACGUUGAACCGGCGAUGAAGCGAGAGUUGAAAACGGCACCCGACGUCCCGAAAUAUCAAUACGUUGCAUUAUGGUACAAGCACGGUGAACCAGUUUUCGGUCGUGCCUAUCCCGGGAAAGAUGGAAAACUGAUGGCCAGUUUCGGAGCGAAAAACCAAGAAAACUGUGGACCAGAGAUCGGAUCGUUACAAAUUUUGACACUACCUGAUCCAAGCUGUGUAAGUGCUUUGAGGAACGUCAUGAAUGUGUACAUUCAGAUGGGUCUGGAGUACAAGUGGAUGACACUAGCUGAUGGGAGAGCUGAUGAGGCAAAAAAGUGGGAGCCAGUGCAUGUUGGUACCGCUGCACCAGCGGUAUGUGUAGACGAUGAUGGCGUUGAGAUGUUCACUGGAGCGGCUCCGAUGAAAUUCCAUGUGCUUCAUCACAGGAAGCUGCAUUGA
Molecule: messenger RNA, 915 nt
Organism: Ostertagia ostertagi
Lineage: Eukaryota; Metazoa; Nematoda; Chromadorea; Rhabditida; Trichostrongylidae
Source: the annotation of a GenBank genome assembly